CCUGGCCCCCUCUUGGGCGCGUUGGAGUGAUACCACGUCGAUCGAGCCUGUCGCCGGCCCACAUCAAUGCUCACGCUCGCCAGCCCGAGCUAGCACCUAGCUUUCCCCAUAGUAUUCCUCGUUUAGUCCGUGGCCGUCCGCCCUCACACCUCGCACCUAUGUCGCAUCCGCCUGAGCUCCCCGCCCGCACCUCCUCGACGCCGUCCUCGCCCGCCGCCCGCAGCCCCGCCCCGCCCGACUUCUACUCCUCGCGCCCCACGCUCGACGUCCCCGACGACGCUCGCCCGGCGCCCGUCAAGUACAUGUGCGCGCCCCGGCUACGUCAGCCAAUGCUGCCCCGCGGAGGUGCUGACUCCGCCAGGUCCACGCCCGCAUACCAGAGCCCGCUCCGACACCACCGCCGCGCCGCCUCGAGCACCCGCCACGUCAAGGAAACCCUCAAUGCGCGCUCCGAGUACAGCAACAGCGAAGAUGACGGCACCGCCCAGCACCGCAUCAACCAGUACCUGAUCAAGCAGGAGAUCGGCCGCGGCUCGUUUGGUGCCGUGCACCUCGCCGUCGACCAGUAUGGCCAGGAGUACGCCGUCAAGGAGUUCUCCAAGUCGCGGCUGCGCAAGCGCGCCCAGUCGAACCUGCUCCGCCGUCCCAGCAACCGCCGCCGCGCCCUGCCCGCCGGCAUUGGCUUCAAUUCGCCGCUGCACCGCCACUCGUCCACCGAGGGCGAGAACAAUGCCUUUGAAUUGAUCAAGGAGGAGAUCGCCAUCAUGAAGAAGCUCAACCACCCCAACCUGGUGUCGCUAAUCGAAGUGCUCGAUGACCCAGAGGAAGACUCGCUGUACAUGGUCAUGGAGAUGUGCAAGAAGGGCGUGGUGAUGCAGGUCGGCCUCGAGGAGCGCGCAGACCCGUACAGCGAAGAGCAGUGUCGGUGCUGGCUGAGAGACAUGAUCCUGGGCCUCGAGUACCUCCACGCGCAGGGCAUCAUCCACCGCGACAUCAAGCCGGACAACUGCCUCAUCACAGAAGACGACAUGCUCAAGAUUGUCGAUUUCGGCGUGUCAGAGAUGUUCGACAAGGACGACGAGAUGAAAACGGCCAAGUCGGCGGGAUCGCCAGCCUUCAUGCCGCCAGAGCUGUGUGUUGCGAAACACGGCCACGUCUCGGGCAGAGCUGCCGACAUCUGGUCCAUGGGCUGCACAUUGUACUGUCUGCUUUUCGGCCGCAUACCAUUCGAAAAGCACGGCAUGAUUGAGUUGUACCAGGCGAUACGAAUGGACCCGGUUGUGUUCGACAGUGACUGCAACGAGCAGCUCAAGAAUCUUCUCAUUCGAUUGCUCGAAAAGGAUCCCAAGAAGCGGAUAAACCUCGAGCAGCUUCGCGAACACCCUUGGGUCACACGGAACGGCGCCGACCCUCUACUGCCUAAGUCCGAAAACGUAGCCAUCAUAAUAGAGCCUCCAACCGAUGAAGAAGUCAACGCUGCCAUCACCGGAAAUAUGGGUCACCUCGUGACAGUGGUGCAAGCAGUAAAGCGAUUCAAACAACUGCUCUUCAGACGGAGGCCAGAGCGCUUCGACGGAAUACUUGGUAGCGCCUCGAGGAUCGUGCAGCCUCCGAUGUCCAUGAGACCUUCGGCGUUGCGAAAGUCGAAAUCGCAAGAUACAGAUAAUCGGCGGCCUGUGGAGGGAGUUCUCGCAGCAGAAGGGGUCCACCGAGAUGUCGACAUUCAUGAACGCAACCCUACUGAUGCCAACGUUAUACACGAUAACAUGUCCUACCGAUCUGCUGCAACUCCGUCUAUCAUUACCCCCAACACAGUACCGUCAGGACCCACGACACCGAUUGGCAAAGGCCACGCCCAUGACCCCCUCGAGGACACCUUGUUUCUCAACAUUGGCACCGGCGAGGAAUCCGCCAGCGAAAACACCCUUUUUGUAUCAGAGUCCCCCUCGAACGUCGACAUCAACGUGUACGAGACAGCGUAUGAGGAGGAAGUCCAGCGCAUCAUUGCUCAGCGCAAGGACCAACACCGCAGUCCGACACUCUAUCUUACACGGCGUGUCGAGGACAUUAAGCGCAUCCGCGAUGUCGAUUGCGUAUUUGACGAAGGCAAGGAUAUCGGCCGCGGCAUCAAAGGUGGAUUCAAAGAGUUUGUUAAAAAGACCAAAGAAGACAUUGAGGCAAGAGGCGAGCUGCAGAAGCUGCAGGAGGGGAAGGAGGGGAAGCUUGGCCGCACGAUGCGCAACGUCAGAGAGGCUAAGCGUCUGGUUGAAGAAGCGCGGGAGCGAGUCAGGGUUGAAGACCGCGAGCGCGAGCGAGAAAGGAGCAGGAGUAGUACGCCGGUGCCCCGCAACAACAGCUCCAGCAGUGUGCAGACGCGGAUAAGCAGGAGCGGGACACCGGUCGCCGGAGGCCCUUAG
Boeremia exigua is the source of this 2417-nucleotide messenger RNA. RefSeq names its product kinase-like domain-containing protein. Gene Ontology annotation, biological process: intracellular signal transduction; protein phosphorylation. The transcript is spliced from 6 exons. Lineage: Eukaryota; Fungi; Ascomycota; Dothideomycetes; Pleosporales; Didymellaceae. Gene Ontology annotation, molecular function: protein serine/threonine kinase activity; ATP binding. Gene Ontology annotation, cellular component: cytoplasm. The record is from RefSeq and is a predicted model, not a curated record. The coding region runs from base 159 to 2417 and encodes 752 amino acids.